UGUUAUUACAUUUACUAGCAUUCAUUAUUUUACUGUAUAACAUACUAUUUUACAAUUCAAUAGGUACAAUAUCUAUUUAUUCUUAUUUUAUCUAAGUAUUUAGUAAUUAUCUACAUUCAUGUAAUUAGGGUACCUAUUUGAUAACAAUAAUAUUGAAAUUUCCAUACCUAGUUUGUUUUAUAACGCUUAUUAAUAUAUUUUCAUUUUUGUAUAACACUACUGUCUAUUCGCAUCAAUUAAGCAACUGUAAUGGCAAAUUGUAAAAAACAGUGUGGACCCGGAUACAAAAGUCCUCUAGAUGCAUUUAUUAAUGGCAAACGAGAAACUAUUUUGUAUACUAUAUGUAUUCAACCAAAUACAUUAACAAAAAAAAAAUCUGAUUAUUUGGCCACUAUUGAUGUAAACCCAAAUAGUCCUACAUAUUCUCAAGUGAUCUUCAGAACUAAUUUUGAAAAUGUUGGUGAUGAACUACAUCAUUUUGGAUGGAACACUUGUAGUAGUUGUUAUGAUGAUUGUACAAAAAGCAGAAAUAAAGUAAUUUUGCCUUCUUUAGGAUCAGAUCGAAUUUAUGUUUUGGAUGUGACUAACGAAAAAGCUCCUAAGUUACAUAAAACUAUUGAACCCAGUGAAGUUCAUGCUUUAAAUGUAUCAACUUUACAUACAACUCAUUGUUUACCUAAUGGCUAUGUAAUGAUUUCAACUAUGGGCGAUGCUGAAGGUAAUGGGAAAGGUGAUUUUUUAUUGAUAGAUGCUGAGGAAGGAGUAGUUAAAGAAACAUGGACAAAAGGCAACACAGCAAAAUUUGGAUAUGACUUUUGGUAUCAACCAUACUGGGAUGUUUUAGUAUCAUCUGAAUGGGGGACACCCAAAGAUUUUAAAAUCGGUUUUAAUCCUGAUCAUAUUAAUGAUAUUGGUAUUUACAAUAUUUAUAACUGGUUAUUUAUUUAUUUAACACACAUUUGUAAUUUUAAAUAUGUUUAUAAAAUAGAAAAAUAUGGACGGUCUCUCAAUUUUUAUUCUUGGUCUGAAAGAACAUUAUUGCAAACUAUUGAUCUGGGUACAGACGGCAUAGCACCUUUAGAAAUACGAUUCUUACACAAUCCUAAAGCUUCUGAAGGAUUUGUUGGCUGCGCAGUAAAUAGCAAUGUUUUUAGAUUUUUUCGCACUGAUGAUGGUACUUGGGAUUCUGAAAAAGUGAUAUCCGUACCUAAGAAAACUGUAAAAGAUUCCAAUGGAUUAAAAGAAAUUUCAGGAAUGAUCACAGAUAUUUUGAUAUCUUUGGAUGAUAAAUAUCUAUAUUUUUCUAAUUGGUUGCACGGAGAUGUCAGACAAUAUGAUAUAACAAACACAAGCAAACCAAAACUAGUUGGUCAAAUAUUUUUAGGUGGAUUAUUGUUGAAUGAUGAAUUAUUAACUAUUGUAAAAGACUCUGAGCUUAAAAAACAACCAGAACCUGUAUAUAUCAAAGAAAGACGUUUGUUUGGUUCACCUCAAAUGCUUCAGUUAAGUUUAGAUGGGAAACGGCUGUAUGUAACUACUUCUUUAUUUACACCAUGGGAUAAACAGUUCUAUCCAGAAUCUGUUAAACAUGGAUCUACAUUAGUCAAACUUGAUGUGGAUACUAUUAAUGGAGGUUUAUCGUUGGACCAGGACUUUUUGAUAGAUUUUGGAAAAGAACCAGAUGGACCUAUCAUGGCACAUGAAACAAGGUAUCCAGGAGGUGAUUGUACAUCAGACAUUUGGUUAACUGAAGAUUAAAAAGUAAUAUAUUAUUUAGGCCAUAAUAGGAUAUAUUAUAUCUACUAUAGUUAGAAUAAUACAAAAUGUGUAAUUUGCAGUAAAUUAUUAAUUUAUUUUAAAAAAGAACCAUAAAUAGAUUUUUAAUAAAUUUUAUAUAAUAAAAUCAUAAGUUGUGGGAAGUAGUGAGUAAGGGCGCAAACAUGGAAUGGCUGGGGUCGUUCCCGAAUGUCAAACAUUAUUUGCGCCUAUGGGUUAGAUAUAAUAAAAAUUACUAUUAAUGUUUAUGCUAUUAAUUGGUACAAUAUAUAUCUAUCUUAAGCAAAUGAA
Molecule: messenger RNA, 2067 nt
Organism: Rhopalosiphum maidis (corn leaf aphid)
Lineage: Eukaryota; Metazoa; Arthropoda; Insecta; Hemiptera; Aphididae
Product: methanethiol oxidase
Exons: 10
Coding region: 250-1758 (502 amino acids)
Molecular function (GO): selenium binding
Source: RefSeq, a predicted model, not a curated record